Haplochromis burtoni (Burton's mouthbrooder) is the source of this 3396-nucleotide messenger RNA. RefSeq names its product phosphoinositide-3-kinase adaptor protein 1 (gene pik3ap1). NCBI's taxonomy places the organism in Eukaryota, Metazoa, Chordata, Actinopteri, Cichliformes, Cichlidae. Gene Ontology annotation, cellular component: cytosol. The record is from RefSeq and is a predicted model, not a curated record. Bases 205 to 2595 code for a protein of 796 amino acids. Gene Ontology annotation, molecular function: phosphatidylinositol 3-kinase regulatory subunit binding; signaling receptor binding. The transcript is spliced from 15 exons.
AAGUAGGGCAGAGUCACCAAAAUCAGGAAACUAAGUGUUGCUAUUAAUACUGCUGAGCAACGAGCUGUAGCUGGUGAAAGCUAAUGUAGUCUCAGCUGAUGAGAAGAGAAGCAUCAGUAAACUUCAUCGAACUGAAGAGAAACAUUUGGGCAAAUGAUGAUCCUUUUGAGGUGAUUUAUUUAUUUGAUUUGAGGCUUCAAGACCAUGGGAGAACCCAUCUCAAGCACUGAAUCAGCACAUCCUGAAUCCUUCUCAAGAUAUGAGCUGUUAAUUCUGCACACCACUGAGGCACAGGAAUGGGCGUCAUAUUUGCACCAGAUUUUGAAAAGUUCUCGCAAAUUCCACAAAAGAUCAAUUUUGCUAUAUGCAAUCAGCACAGCCGAUGAGCUCCACGGAUAUAAUUUUGAAUAUUUCCAAAGCUGCAAGAGCAUCGUGCUGCUCCUCACAGGGGUUUUCCUUGACAUCCUCUGUGACCACGAACUACAGGAGGCACUUCAGAGAAUUCUCUAUCCUCCUCACCGAGUGGUGGCCUUUUUAUGUGGUGUGUCUGAGGACGAACUAUUGACAAAGAUUUUCCAAGACUGGCCAAGCUGGAGGAAGCUCUACGCAGAGGAUGAGCCUGGUGUUUAUGUUUCUACCAUUUUGGAAGCAAUAGCCAACAGCAGAAGAGUGGAGCUUGAACGUGAGAGUGAAGUUCCUGUAGCCCUAGACGAUGUGUACGUCUUACCAGUUUUAGAUGAAAAUCCUAGCACCGAUGAAACAGAGGAUGUGGUGACAAAAGAGUAUGAAGAAAAUGUCCCGAAGGAUGAAGAGCCUGCAAACGCAGUAAUAUCAGCAAGUCAGGAAAUAACUUCACCCACGCACAUCACCUGUCUCACUGUGCAACCAAACAGAGUUCUGUGCGGGAAACAGGAGACACUUUUUAUCAUUUUCAAAGAGAAAAUAGAUGAUCAGUCGGAUCCAGAGGUGGAGUUUUCAUCUGAAAAUGUACCUGCAAAAAGGGUGCCAGGCACCGUGGAGAAUGAAUACACCAUAAGUGUUACUGCACCUGAUAUGCAUGCUGGAAUUGUGUCCCUCACUAUGUACACUGGCCAGUCGUCUGUCAGCCUGACUCCUGUUACGUAUUACACCAGCAUGGGUGAAGUCAGUCGGUAUCUUGAAAAUGCUACAGAUCCUGUUAACUUCAUCUGCCAGGCAUUCAACAUAACAGCCAAUGCAACAGAAUCACUGGACAGCAUGUUGUCCGACUGUUUAAAAUCCAAGAUCCCUUCAACUGGUCUUCAGCUGUUUGGAAUCAGACAGAUUGAGGAAGACAAUAUGUCAGCAUAUCAGCGGAAUGAGGAGCUUCCUACUUUACUCCACUUUGCAGCCAAGUAUGGCCUGAAGAAGCUGACCACCGUUCUGCUUCAGUGUCCUGGAGCUUUGCAGGCUUACAGUGUGAUGAACAAGAAUGGAGACUACCCAAACACGCUGGCAGAGAAGAGUGGUUUUAAUGAUCUCAGGCAGUUCAUGGAUGAAUUUGUUGAGACUGCAGAUUUGCUCAAGUGUCACUUUGAGGACACUAUCAACACAGACGAGAGUGCAGAGGUAUAUGAGUUGAUGUCCACUAACUCUCAAGAUAUCAUGAUGAAAUACUCGGGUUGCUCAGAGGAUAUAUAUGAGUCGAUGGUGGGGAUCAACCCUGAAUGUGCAGAGGAUUUUUAUGAGGUGAUGACUGCAGUAGAUGAGAACCCUGAGGAAGCUAUGCUUCGGAAGUUCUUUCAAGCAAAACCAAAUGCCACUGAAGUCAAGAAGGACAAUGAACCUCUUCAAAGUGAGGAAGAGGAAAAAGUUGAUCAUAAUAGCUUAGAUGAAAUUGAGGAAGAGGAAGACCCAUACAACCUCUGUCCAGAGGAUAUCUAUGAUACUGUGGAUGCAAAUAGUACUUACAACCCAGUAGUCCUGAACCGUCCACCAGCCCCCAUCCCCAGGCCUGAGCAAAACACUGAGCUUGAAAAGUCUACGACAUACAUUUCUAGAGUAUUUUCAGAUAAAGGUACAUCUGAGAAUAAAGCAAAGGACAUGGGAUAUCAUGCAGCUCGGCCUGUAGUGGAAGCCCCCACGCCUGCAUAUGAUCCUUACGCUGGGAUGAAGACCCCUGGGCAGAGGCAGCUCAUAUCUCUGCAAGAGAGGGUAAAAGUAGGAGAAAUUACUGUGGACGAAGCAGUCCAAGAGUUUAAGGCUUGGCAGGUUGAUCAUGAGCGGAGGGCAAACUCCAUACGCUAUCAGCAGAAAAAUCUGGAGACAUUACGAAACAGCAUCACCAGACGUCAUAAAGAGAGAGAGAAGACAGGAAAGGAACUUGAGUAUGAGAUAAGUGCACCCCUUCAGAGAAACUCAUUCUGGGGCACUAAUGUGACAUUAGAGUGUGCUGUGUAUGAGUCGACACCCAGAGCGACAGCUCAGCCUCCUCCUGUGGCUCAGGUUAUCCAGAGAGGCAGCUGGAAGACAGGUAGCACAUCCAGCACAUCGAGCACCGAAAGCAACAGACUCAGCACGCACAGCACCUUUAGCUACAGCAGCGGUACAGAACCUGACGAGGUGAGCUUGAUUUAACAAUAGGUACAAGUGCAUCUUCAAGGCACGUGGAAACUGAAGGGUUCACACAGAAAUGCAUUUGCAUGAGUUAUAGCUAGCUGUUUCUUCUUUCUUACUCUUUAUAACCCAAAUUAAAACUUCCCUUUCUCUUAUGAUGCUGCAUGUGUCUGAUGUCUAUACAACAUGACUGCAUGCGCAGUAGAGAGGUAGAAAAAAAGAGGUAGAAAGUCUAGUGUUUAGUUUUGUUUUAUUUUGAUCUCUUACUUCAGCUUUUCAUUUCCUAAAAUACCUUCCAGACAAUAUUUAAAUGUAAGUUCUGUAAAUGUGUGUUCUUUACUGAAGCAGAUUCAAUAUCAUUUUCAUUAGCGUUUACUGUCUGUCACCAUGAUUGAAGAAAAAGUACAGAGCUGAAGGAGAUUUGGGGCACGGGCAGACAAAGAAUCUCUUAGAUUUUGGUGCAAAUUCUGUCCUUCUUUUAAUUGCAAGAUGGGUAAGAUGAGUAUUCCCUGUCUGUUGUUAAAAGACUCAAACUGCACGACCCAUCGUGGAAGCCUGACUGACACUGCUUAAUGACUUCCUCAGGGUGUAAUUAAAACAAUGAUCUUUUAUUCUCCAGACCAACAAAACAACAACUGUCAUCUUUGUGUGUUUAGCUGAAAAUUUGGGAGUUCUUGACAGUUUCAGUAGAUGAAUUGCUUAAACCAAUAACUGUGACAAUGUUAGCUUUUUCAUUAACUGACUCAGCUGUUAAACUACAGCUUUAGGCUGUUUUAUUUUGAAGUAUUUCAAGUGUGGCCACAUAUAUAUGUCAUUGUAUUU